This is a messenger RNA of Copidosoma floridanum, 993 nucleotides long. RefSeq lists its product as uncharacterized. NCBI's taxonomy places the organism in Eukaryota, Metazoa, Arthropoda, Insecta, Hymenoptera, Encyrtidae. The record is from RefSeq and is a predicted model, not a curated record.
GGUGUUUUCGGUGUAAUGAGUACAACGCCCGCGACCUCGACGUCCCUAUGCCGGAUCAAGGUAGUAGAAAGUUUGCAAAAGAAGCCGACCCUCAGCGAGGAGUUCAAGCGAAACUUGAGCGUCAUUGCGAAAAGCAUAGCUUCGAAAAUGCUGGUGGCGAGCAAUCCCAACGUUUCCCCGGAAAAGCGGACCAUAUCCUUGAACGAUCUUUUGACGCAGAUAAACGUGACUCCGAGUCCCGUGGACAGAAAAGAUAAGAUAAAAUUGUUGGAACAACAGGUUGAUGAAAAAUCGCAGGGGUCGGAGGAAAAGUUUCAAAAAAUCGUCAUUGGUUACCUCGUCAAUAUAUCGGAGAACGUGAAGGAGCUGAAAAGCGAAGUGAGCAAAUUGUCCCAGCAGAUAAAAAACACCAAGCCCACGACACCGGACACGAGGAUGAAUACGAGAAAAUUGUCGACUUUCAAACAAUUGGGUGAUAAGCACUCCUACAAAUUGCCACUGACAUCCGUAGAAGAUUUUGAACGGUUUGACAAAAACCUGGCUGAGACAGGCUCGAGUUUGAGAACUGAUCUGACAACAAUUCUGACGUCCUUUUACGAUAAAAACCUGUCCAUCUCGAAGUACAUUGAAAAAGUGAUGAAGGCGGUUCUCAGCAAAGAAGUAGCUGUGCAAUUCACGGCAGUCAAACAGGCCAAGGGAAAGAAAAUCAUGAAAAGCACCCAACUCUUUUCCUGCAUCGAAGCUGUAGUCAAAGAUCAGCGCAGACAAUCCAAUCUAGUUACAACUGACAAGGAACUGGCUUACUCUCUCAGCUGUGUCAUGACAAGCACAGCCCAAUGGAAUAAGCCAACGCUUCGAAGAGAACACGGCAGUGCCAGAUACUCCGAUGGCCAUCCAAAUGAACACGACGAGUCGUCCCAGAGUGAAAUGGUGGGCAAAAACCCUGAUAUUAUUGAUUUGGAUGACUAUCCGUGCUCUGAUGAUACCAAUUAA